Molecule: messenger RNA, 1344 nt
Organism: Fusarium keratoplasticum
Lineage: Eukaryota; Fungi; Ascomycota; Sordariomycetes; Hypocreales; Nectriaceae
Product: Mannose-1-phosphate guanyltransferase
Exons: 3
Coding region: 1-1344 (447 amino acids)
Biological process (GO): biosynthetic process
Cellular component (GO): cytoplasm
Source: RefSeq, a predicted model, not a curated record
AUGUCUCUCCACGUUCCUCUGGCGCAUCGCCCCAAGGAUCAGGGCGCCACCAAGGCCGUCAUCUUGGUCGGUGGUCCUUCCCGAGGCACGCGCUUCCGUCCUCUCUCCCUCGACGUCCCCAAGCCCCUCUUUGAGGUCGCCGGCCACCCCAUCAUCUGGCACUGCCUCUCGUCCAUCGCGCGCGUCCCCAACAAGCAGAUCCACGAGGUCUACAUCAUCGGCUACUACGACGAGUCCGUCUUCCGCGACUUUAUCAAGGACUCUUCAAAGGAAUUCCCCGCCAUUACUAUCAAGUACCUCCGCGAGUACGAGGCUCUUGGUACCGCUGGUGGUCUGUACCACUUCCGAGAUGCCAUCCUCAAGGGCCGUCCCGAGAGGCUGUUUGUCCUCAACGCCGACGUCUGCUGCUCGUUCCCUCUCGAUGAGAUGCUCAAGCUCUUCAACGACAAGGACGCCGAGGCUGUUAUCCUCGGUACCCGCGUGAGCGACGAGGCUGCCACAAACUUUGGCUGCAUCGUCUCCGACACCCACACCCGCCGUGUUCUUCACUACGUCGAGAAGCCCGAGUCGCGCAUCAGCAACCUCAUCAACGCCGGCGUGUACCUCUUCUCCACCGAGGCCAUCUUCCCCUCGAUCCGCUCCGCCAUCAAGCGCCGCCUCGACCGCCCCUCCCGUCUGGUGUCGUACCCUUCGUCCGACAACCUCGAGAACAGCUUCAUCCUCCCCGACAAUGACGACGAGGAUGAGGAGAAGAAGAGCGAGGUCAUCCGUCUCGAGCAGGAUAUCCUCAGUGACAUGGCCGACAACAAACAGUUCUUUGUGUAUGAGACAAAGGAUUUCUGGCGCCAGAUCAAGACAGCCGGCUCAGCUGUCCCCGCCAACGCCCUCUACCUCCAAAAGGCUGCCCAGUCUGAGCUGAGCGACGAGCUCGCCCCUCCCAGCGCGAACAUCGUGCCCCCCGUCUUCAUCCACCCUACCGCCGAUGUCCACCCCACCGCCAAGCUGGGUCCCAACGUGAGCAUCGGACCCCGAGUCCACAUCGGCGCCGGCGCGCGUGUCAAGGAGAGCAUUGUCCUCGAGGACUCUGAGAUCAAGCACGACGCCUGCGUUCUGUACUCCAUUAUUGGUUGGGGUAGCCGCGUUGGUGCCUGGGCUCGUGUCGAGGGUACUCCUACCCCUGUUGGCAGCCACUCGACGAGUAUCAUCAAGAACGGAGUCAAGGUCCAGAGUAUCACCAUCCUGGGCAAGGACUGUGGUGUCGGCGAUGAGGUGCGCGUUCAGAACUGUGUCUGCCUGCCGUACAAGGAGCUUAAGAGGGAUGUCGCUAAUGAAGUCAUCAUGUAA